AUGGGCAACCAGGAGGCUAGGCAAAAGAAAGCUGCAGCAGCAUCGGGUAAUGGAAGCUAUCCUUCACUGGAUGAAGGAUGGAGAGAGGGAGGAGGGGACACCACAAAGAAGGGAGGAAAGAAACUCCAUGGUAAGCAUGGAGGAGGUGGAGGGGGGAUGCAUGGCACAGGACCAGGAAAGAAGAAAAACAAAUCCGAGUCCAGGUCCUCCGUUUUCUCCAUCCGGAAAAGAAAGGGCAACCUGAAAGCGAAAGGGGACGCGUGUUCGUCAGUAACUGGCUCAAAGGAGGACGUUUUAGCCUCUCAACAUGACGAACUGGACAGCACAAAAACACCUGAAAUGUCGGCAGAUGAGCUCGGACAGUCGGACACCGAGCCUGAGAAGAAAAAGAAACCAGAGCCGGGGAAAAAGGAUGAAGAGGAACGAGAGCGGAAGCAGGAGAUGCAGCGGAAAGCCACGACAGCGGCCACAUCCCCCACAGAGGAUGGAGGGCAGAAGGCAGGGAGCUCUGGGUCGGACACGGAUAUCUACAGCUUCCACUCAGCAGCUGACCACGAGGAUUUGCUAGCGGACAUCCAGCUGGCUAUAAGGCUCCAGCACCAACAGCAGCAUGGGGGGGUUAACACAGUUGUGGAAGUGCAGGGAGGAGGAGAAAAGGAUCUAAGCUGGGGAGAAGAGGGGAGGAGGAAGCAGAGUAAUGGGUUAGUUAAAUUAACUCCUCAUGAGGAGCUUGACCUGACUCCAGAAUUAGAAUUUGGGUCUGAUGCCCUGCCAUUCCUAGAGACCGGACCUCCGUCUGGCUCAGUCAAGCACAUGGACCAGCAACCAACACCACACCUCCCCUUCCCCACAGAGGUGCAUGAGAGGAGGGAGGAAAAGGAUGGGGGGGGGCAUCCAGAUCUAAAUGGGAAGGGGCAGAGAGAGACAGAAGCCUCUCUUUGUGUUGCCACAGGCACAAAGGACCAGCAUGCUUGGGCGCAGCAGCCCCCUCAAACAGCCAUCGCCAUGGCUACCACAGGGGGGGCAGUAGUCAGCCCGGUCACCAUGACAACCGAUGGUAACAGCUUCCCUGAUCCCACAUUUGACAGUGCUGGGAAAUCCCCAGGGGGCACAGAGGAAGCAGGAAGUGAAGGAGAGGAGAGGGAUCCCGGGUCGGAUGCAGAUUGCAGUCCUCCACCCGCAGACAGCCACCACAAAAGUCCUGAACCCACCGAAGGGCUGAGCUCAGGGAACGUGUUCCAAGAAGGUGAGGGUCAGUUGGGCUCGGGUACCAGUGCCGAGUCCCUUGAGGACUGCCCGAGUGCUGGAUCCGAAUUCAACGACUCUGCUGCUGCUGCUGCCGGCCCUAGUGCCUCCCCCUCCGAGCAGUGCAGGAGGAGCAGCGUGUGCUUCAGCCCGCUGCCUCCCCAGGAGAGCCCCACACUGGCCAAACGACUACUCAGGUCCACCCACUCCUCCACCUCCUCUGUCCCUGUGGUGAAACCUUACCCUCCCAUCUUCCCCUCCUACAUCAAGACCACCACGAGACAGCUCAGCUCACCAGGACACUCCCCAGCCCUGUCCCCCUCCCACAGCCCCCUAUCCCCGCGCAGAGCCCACCAUCACCUCCAUAGGACGAUGCCCGAGGGCCAACAAGUCCACAGGCAGCGCUCUCGAAGCAUCGCCGGGCCCCUGAGUCGCUCGGCCGACUGGACCGAGGAGCUCGAUAGGAGGCUGAGGAGCAGAGAGGAAGACGGAGGAGGGUCGGGGGAAUAUCUGGUGGGCUACAGAGGAGGAGGCAGCCAACCCCUCUGUGCUACCAGGAGAUCUUCCUGUGGACAGGUUUCCACAUGCGGCUUUCAGGACGUCUUCACAGGUCGCACUCUUCUGGAGAAGCUGUUUCUGCAGCAGCAGCAGCAGCAGGAGGAGCCCGAAGAGGCUGAGAGGCUCUGCUCCAGGAUCUUGGCCAUGGGCCUCCUGUUGCCUUUCACUGACUGCUUCAGAGAGCUGCUGGGAGGCAGCACCGCCAACAUCCCCUCCACAGCAUCAGCCAAGUUUGACCAUGACCAGCUGUAUACGUGGGCAGCAGUUAGCCAGCCGCCUCACUCCCUGGAUCUCCUUGAAGGGAAACUACCGGGGCAACUUAAAGGCCCUUGGCUUCAAACCAAGCCAGGCAUAGACAACAGGACUGGACUGAAAUCCAUCGAGGCCGAAGACAAUCAAGAACAACAUGCAGCCAUCUUGGAUUUGAUGCAGCAACAGAAGGAGAGCCAAGAGGAGGAACGUGUCCUUCCUUCUUCAAAACUGAAGGAAAAACACAUCAAUGUCAUCCAACAGCUGGAACAAACCAUAGAAGAUCUCAGGACUAAGAUUGCUGAGCUGGAGCGACAGCCCCUUCCGCUGGACAAAGACAGUAUGAAACCCACCACCUCCACCACGGACAGGGAGUGUGGGGGAGAGGAGGGCCUGCUGAGGGUUCUCUGUGACGCUCACCUGCAGACGGAGGCAGCUCUCGCUCUGGGCAGCCUGGAGGCCAAGUCGGUGCAGACCUCACCCAUGGACGACGGCUUCAAGUUCAAAGUGCCUUGCAGUGAGACGGGCGGAGCGAACAGCUUCUUGCAGCCUCCACCGAGGCAGGAUGGCUCCCUGUGUUCAUGUCAGCUGCAGCCUCCACCUCCGCCUCCCCUGCCAGGAGGAGCAGCACCUCCUCAUCCUUUACACGGACAGAUAGUGGCACCUCCUCCUCCACCACCUCCUCCUCCGCCACUACCAGGAGGCUCAAUGCCAGCUCCUCCACCUCCACCUCCAUUACCUUUUGGUUCCUCAGUUCCUCCACCUCCUCCUCCACCCCCACCGCCUCCUCCUCCGCUUCCAGGUGGCCUUGCUCCACCCCCACCCCCUCCUCCUCCUCCUCUUCCUGGCGGCAUUGCUCCACCUCCCCCUCCAUUACCAGGAAUGGGAGCCCCACCUCCUCCACCACCUCCACCACCACCUCCAGGAUGCGGGCCUCCUCCACCCCCUCCUCCCCCAGGAGCCAUCGGUGCUCCCCCAGCUCUUCCAGGAGGUCUGGGCUCCCUGCCUCCUCCUCUUCCACUGGGGCUGUACGCUCUGGGUCUGACCCAGGAGAAGCCAGCCAGAAAGGCUGUGGUGGAACCCCCCAGACCCAUGAAGCCCCUCUACUGGACCAGGAUCCAACUCAACACCAAAAAGGAGGUUUCUUCUUCGUUGGUGUGGGAGACAAUCGAGGAGCCUGACAUGGACUUUGAGGAGUUUGUGGAGUUGUUCUCCAAAACAGCUGUGAAGGAGAAGAAGCAGCCGCUCUCUGACACCAUCACCAAGUCCAAGGCCAAACAGGUUGUGAAGCUCCUGAACAAUAAACGUUCUCAGGCUGUAGGAAUUCUCAUGUCCUCCCUGCAUCUUGACAUGAAAGAUAUCCAGCAUGCCAUCCUGAACUUGGACAACACAGUAGUUGACCUGGAGACCCUGCAGGCCCUGUACGAAAAUAGGGCACAACAGGAGGAGCUGGACAAGAUUGAAAAGCACAUCAAGGCCUCAAAAGAUAAGGAGAACGCCAAACCUCUGGACAAACCUGAGCACUUUCUCCACCAGCUCUCCCUGAUCCCACAAUUCUCUGGGAGAGUCUUCUGCAUCCUCUUCCAGUCCAGCUUCUCUGAGUGCAUGUCGUCCAUAAUGAAGAAACUGGACACCCUGCAGAGGGUAUGCAAGGCGCUGCAGGACAGUCCGACAGUGAAGAAGGUUCUCAGUCUGGUUCUGGCUUUUGGGAACUUCAUGAAUGGUGGCAAUCGAACCAGAGGCCAAGCUGAUGGCUUCACCCUCGACAUCCUGCCCAAACUCAAAGAUGUCAAGAGCAGCGACGGCAUGAAAAGUCUUCUGUCUUACAUCGUCGCAUACUACCUCAGACACUUCGAUGAGGAUGCUGGUAGAGAGACAUGUGUGUACCCUCUCCCUGAGCCUCACGACCUGUUUCAAUCCUCACAAAUGAAGUUUGAAGACUUUCAGAAAGACCUUAAUCGACUCAGGAAGGACCUGAGAGCGUGUACAUCAGAAGUGGAAAAGGUGUGCAAGGUUUCAGACGAGGAUAACCUGCAGCCCUUUAAAGACAAGAUGGAUGACUUCCUUGCACAAGCCAAAAGUGAACUGGAGACCCUGGACACUCAACUCAGCAGCACUCACAAAUUGUUCCUGGAGCUCACAGUGUUCUUCUCCGUGAAGGCCAAGUCAGGAGAGAAGGAGCCUUCACCUAACACUUUAUUCUGCAUCUGGCACGAGUUCUCCUCUGACUUCAAGGACCAGUGGAAGAAGGAGAACAAAGUCAUUCUCAAGGAGAGGUUAAAAGCAGCAGAAGAGUGUUUCCGACAGGCCAAGGAGAAGGCUUCCUACAGCGUCAAACCAAAACAUGCCUCUGGCAUUAAAGCCAAGCUUGGCAUGAAGAUUUGA
Molecule: messenger RNA, 4437 nt
Organism: Anoplopoma fimbria (sablefish)
Lineage: Eukaryota; Metazoa; Chordata; Actinopteri; Perciformes; Anoplopomatidae
Gene: fmn2b
Product: formin 2b
Exons: 20
Coding region: 1-4437 (1478 amino acids)
Biological process (GO): intracellular transport
Cellular component (GO): cytoplasm; nucleus; endoplasmic reticulum membrane
Source: RefSeq, a predicted model, not a curated record